AGCAUUUUCCGAUGUUGUGCUGCAGCCGUUCAAAUUAUACGUAUUCACUGUUGUCUAGAAAUAUUUUCAUAAUGACCUUUCGCAUAUUUUACAGACUUAUUGUCGUGUUGUGAACAUAGCUUUGUAAAUACUGUAUCCUAUAGCCUAUAUUCGAUAGACCUUUCGAGGACCAAUAUAACGUUGUCUUUUCGUAUCAACUUGUACAGUAGUAGGUGAAGGUAAAGAGAUUAAUUGUACAUAGAGAACCUAGACUUUACAAUGGAUCCCGACAGUUCCAGUGACAGUAACAGGGACACACCCAAGGACCUGGGUGAGGUCAUUACCCGUCCUGACACUCCGGGACCCAUGCCUACCUACCAUUACCCUAGGGACACACUUAUCGAGCUUCAGUUCUGUCCUUUAUCUAAGAAGAGGCCAUCUUGUCUGUCAGAUGAAUUUAACACCCUUGAUGGAUUGUGGGACCCUGACAGGUGGUCAAGAUCAUUUGACACAUCACGCAACAACUCCCCACUAACUGUGGGCGAUCGUGACAAAAAACGCAUGGAGAUACAGAUCGAGAGAGACUACUUGAUGAGGAGGAGACCAUCCGCAGAUCCUAAAGAACGACUGAAAGAGGAAAAAGAUGGAAUAGUUUUGAGUCCACAACGAAGAAGCUUUGGUACUGGCUGUCAUGUUUCACAGCCAACUUUGACUCGUCAGAUGAGUUGCCCAUCUGAUUUCAAGGAUGGAAAUGACAGAGAUAGAGGACCAAGGAGAAUUGGAAGUGGACGCAUCCAGCUAGACCGUGAUCGGGGAGAGGUGACGCGGGAACGGGUAGGAGGGGAGAGAGACUUUCGUGCUAUCCGGGAUAGGUUUGACCGCGAUGAUCGAGACCGGGACCGGCGUUAUGAUCGUGAGUGGGACAGAGAUGGACGUGACAGUCGUGACAGUCGUGAUCCCAGGGACCGUGGUUUCAGGAGGGAGUUUGAGGACAGAGAUAAUCGGAGGGACUUUGGAAAUCGACAUUACAAUUCAAGAGAUUCUGGGCGACGGAGAGACUAUCGUCAUGAGGAUGAGCCUGAAUGGUUUACAGAAGGUCCUAGUAGUCAGUUGGAUACCAUUGAGCUCCGGGGCUUUGAGCGUGAGAAGGAAAAGGAGACUCCUCACAGGAUAAAGGAGAUCGCAGAAGAGGGAGAUGCUGAUGUGAGUGCCACAGAAGGACACAAAACUGGUGUGGCUGAUGUGACGGACAGAAAUGGGAGCCUUGAGACAAAUGAACCCAGCUCACCUGAAGAGUCGAACCACUCUGACAGCAUGCAAACCACCAGUCCUCAUGGCAACAUCUUUGACUUCAAUGAGUUCUUUAAGAUUGACAACCUACCUGGUUUGAAUCAAGAAGGUCCAAUUCCCAGUGCUGACAUUCCUGUAGUACAGAGUCGAUUCAGUCAGUGGUUCGGACCUAAACCUGGUGGCAGUCAUAACAGUAGCAGGCACAACAGUCGACACAACAGCCAUCACAACAGCAGGCACAACAGUAGACGCUCCUCCUUGAAUGAUGAUUUCGGUUACAUAGUUAACGAUCUUCUUGGUGGAACACGAAGUCCUAAUGUUUCCUCCCCUCCGCCUGACCAGCCCAUCCUAUUUGACCAGUCGGUGUUUUCACCAGCCAACAGCACUUUCGCAGACAAACCUCAACAUCACAGCAUCGACUUCACAGGACUACCGAACAAAGAUGCCAUUGCUCCUAUACUGAGCAAUAUAUUCCAGAAUAGCAUUGAGAAACAUCAUAUGGGAAGCACUAGCAGCAACUUUAGCACCCAAGAUGCAGAGAUCCAGCUAAAGGCCUUGCUGUUUGGGAAGAAAGACUCUACUCCAAGUAGUGGUACAGCUAGUCCAGGCAUGGGUUCCCCUCUCAAUCUACCUGGACGAGCAAAGACUGUGGCAGAGUUGGAGGCUGACAUGAACCAGCGGUCCAGUCGGUUACCAGCACGCUGCUUCACACCACCUCAGCAGCCAGUCCCACCCCCAGAUAUUGGCAUGGUGCAGAAUUUCCAGCGGCAGCAACCACCACCACCACCACAGCAGCAUGUACCGCUGCAGUUUCAGCAAACACCUGAACAACACAAUCAACAGCAAUACCAGUCACCUCCACAGCAUAAUCAGCAGAUGCCGCCACACCACCAGCUUUCCCAGCAACAGCAGAUGUCGCCACACCACCAGCUUUCCCAGCAACAGCAGAUGUCGCCACAGGAGAUGCAACAUCAGAUACACCAACACAUGCAACAACAGAUGUCACAUCAGAUGCAGUCUCAGCCAAUGAUGCCUCAGCAGAUGCAGCCUCCGAUGAUGACGCCCCAGCAGAUACAGGCCCACCUGGCACAGCAACAGCAACAGCAACAGCAACACCCACAGCAACACCCACCCAUGCCACAGGUGUCCAUCCAUCAGAGUCCCCACUCCACGCCUCGUGGAAGUCAGGACGAGGGGGAUCUCACUGCAUUCAACAAGCUGCUGAGUCUGAUGAAGGCAGGAGCUGCAGCUGCUGUGGAAUCGCCACCAAAGAUGGCGGUUGGGAGACCAGGAUCACAAACAGUAUCCCCACCCCCACACCUAGUGCAGCAGGCUCCUGCCCCUAUGCCACACCCUUCCAUGCCCCCAUUGACCAACUCUCAGGCUGCUGCUGCAGCUGCUCAGAAUGAGUUUUUCCAGGCAUUGCAGAGGAACAAGGAACAGCAGCUCCAGAUCAGACACCAGACCAUGAACCAGAUGAGGAUACAGAAACCCCUGAUCCCCCAACAGCUUCAGACUCCUCCCGCUCAGAUGUCUCAACCACAGGGUAACCAGAACAACAACGCACAGCCAGUCAAUGACCCCAUAAUCAACUUCAUUAAGCAGAACCCCACCAUCAUCACCAAGCCUGCUUCACCGACUCCCCCUCCCCAGGGCACCCCCCAACCACCCCAGAGUGUAUCCUCCAUGAUGGGAAUGAUGCAGACCACAUCCACCCCACGUGCUCCCUCUCCAUCGGCUGGUCUGAUGGGACAGAACCUGCUGUCGCAGCCUCCCUCAUCACCACGCAUUGCUUCACCCAUAACAUCAUUGUUUGGCCAGCAGCCACCCAUGCAUCUCAGUGCACCAUCUCCCAUCAACCCCUCACAAAUGGGCCAGUCAACAUCCAUCACUGUUCCUGCAGGCUCAACUCUCACAUCGACUGCAACAAUCCGACCACCUGUGGUACCACGUGUGCCAAGUCCACAGGAGUUGAUUGCACACACUCAGGCAAUCAUGCAGACUGCACUUUUAAAGAAACAACUGGAAGAUCAGCGAGAACGCUUUAUUAGAAAGCAACAAGACAGUGUAUCUUACAGGGCAAAAUCCCCCAACCCCAUGGUAUCGAUGAAGUCCGCAGGGCCUAAUAUUCCCCAGACACCCAUCAUGUCCAUGGCCACAUCACAGGCCUGCCAGACUCCCAAGCCAUCAGUGAGUGCAGCCUUCACGCCGACGUCGGUGAUGAAGAAAAUGCAUUCUGAUAAAGCUUCUGAGAAAGAGAAACAACGACAAGAUAGUGUAGAAGGUGAAAAUGAAAACCUUGGCCCAGUAAAGCAGCUUAUUCCGCAGGACACUAGCCAUAGUGCUGUAGACAACUUAGAAUUUAUUCAGAAAAUGAACAUUGAGCAGCAACAAGCCAAAGAGAACUUGCCAGCCACCAUAAUGACAAGUAUGACAACCCACGGUCAUUCCUCAUCAAUGCCCACACAUCAGUAUUCGAACCAGGACCUAGGCAUCCCUGGUAUUAACUCGAUAGCAGCGUCACUGGCCAGUCAACACGAUUCUGUAACCUUGGCCGAACAACUGAGCCAGCUGUCAACGCCCAUAUCUGUUCAACAGAAACAGCAGCAGGUGCGGGCCCUGAUUGGCCAAGGAGGGUUCCAGGGUUCUCCAGGGCAGCCUGUCUCAGUCCCAGUAGCCACCCCAGGCCGACCAAUAGUUAAAGGCAUUACCACCACCAUUUCUAGUGCUGUCAACAGUGCAAUGACUCCUCCAGUGGGGAGACCCAUGAUCGGGGUUCCUCGGAUGUCCACUCCCCAGCUUCAGAGCAAAUCUGUUGAGGGCACUCCCAUAUCACUGCAGACCCCCUCACAACCCCACCUGCACCGGGCCAUCACAGGAGUGGCCAACCCCACUUCUGUCCCACAAGUACAGACCCCAGUAGUCUCCCAGCAGAAACAGUUCAGUGUGUCUCCCAACCCCCUUACAAGGCCCAUCCCUCCUAUGGGAGCUCAGUAUGGCAUUCCAAUCACGGGUCGGAUACCAGUACAGCAGGCCAUGUCGCCCAACCCUCUCCUCAUGCAGCAGAUGAUACAGAGUGGGAUCUCACCCACAGCAGCAGCAAGAGUAAAUGCAUUGAAUCAGCUGAACCAGAUAAAUCACAUGAAUCACUUGGCCAUGCAGCAGCAGCAGCAACCAAGGAUCAUGGACCCACGCCUUCAGGGGAUGAGGGGCGUCUAUCCUACAGUUGCAAACCUCACUCCUCGCAGCUCCGUCAUUCCCACAAGUCUUGGGGUGCCAGUUCGCACACCCAUGGGGGUCAAUGUUGCGAUUGGACGAACUGUAUCGCCACACCCUCCAACACAAAAACUUAUAAAUGGACCUGUUUCACCAGGGAUCCCCAUCCACACAUCAAUACCAACCAGUCUACUCAAUGGAAACAACAACAUCAACAAGCAAGACCCCAACCUGGCUAAGUGGUUUGGCACAGAUGUUCUCAAACAACAGAUGACGUCACUGCCCCCCUUACCCGGCACAGGCCAGAGAAUGAUGACCUUGGAGGAAAUAGAGCGGUGUCAGCAACAAGCAGUCAUCAACUGAACACCUGAGGACACUUGUGUAAAUGUGGACAGAAUUGACAGAUCAAGAUCGACGAAAACACCAACUUCCUGUUCUGCAAUUGUUCCUGUAGAACCUGAUACGUUUUAGUGUCGUUUAUAUGUGGUUUGUAUGGAAAGUGAUUAUGUGUGGAUAAUUUUGUUGUAGUUUUAUCACACUGUCAAUUACUGUACAGGAUGAUUUUUUUUGCCAACAGUGCAGAAAUGUGUUUGACAAAUAUUUUGAUCUCAUCCCUCCUAUAAACUUUAUUUGAUAUGUAAGCCUGGUGUUAACAUAUAGCAGAGGAGAAUUUUUGUCCUACCUAUCUCUUGGUUUCAAUUAAAGUUAACUUUCGAGAAAAACAUUUAUAAUUUCUUUCACAAUCAUAAGAGGUAAUUUAAUGUCUGAAUAUCAUUUCCAGUAAUUGACCUAAAAUGACCACCUUUCUUUCAUGUUAUGACAGUGAUGCAGAUUUGUUCAAGAAUAAAAAAUAUACAUUAAGAUUUAAGAAAAUAGAUCAAGAGCUCUUUUGAAAAUCAUAAAUAAAAUUGUGUAUAUUAUUUGAAAUAUAAGACUUGUAUCUUUAACUGUUUCUAUCACCACACUUAUUCCAUUCAUUAAGUUUAAUAGAAAAAAAAUAACAUGCAUAUCUUAUCACGAACCCUGUUUAAAAAUUGGCUUUGUAAAAAGCUGUUACCAUUUGUAACUUGUUUUUCAUGUACACAUCCCAUGUGUGAUGCCAUUAUAAAUUCAUUUAGUGAUAUAGCGAUAUCCAAAUGUGCCAAGAUUUUGACUGCUAUUUAUGUAAGGGAAGGCAGUCGUACAGAUUGUGUAUAUAUAGAUGUGGAGGUUGGUGUAGUGCUUGGUAUGGGUAGAUCCCUGGACGACUGUUGUGUUUGUCGGUAGAAUAUCACUCGCUGUUUACUUCUGGGUUAUAUUGUAAGGAAGUUUUAGUGUUAUUGUAGUUGGGAAGUGGCUAAAUGAUUUUUUUUUUUUUUAAGAAUUAGUCUGUCGUAUAAAACAUGGCCUAGAAAGUAAAAUGUGUUGAUACAACACUCUACCCUCCAGUGUUAGAUUUAAACAUUUCUAGUGUCAGCAAGUUAAACGUUUUUGACAGGCCUUCAAGUUCUGCUUCAGUAUUACGCAAACCUAAAGCACUUGCCAUUAAGGCUUUAACAUAGCAUUCAAAUGCAAUACAACUUGGUGGUACAGGAAGCAGGUUGGGUUUCUGACAUAAGUAUUGAUACAUUUCUAUUGCUGGUUUAGACUUGGAAAUAAGGUCGAUCAUUCUCUUGUGCCAUAGGUAAAAUGACAAUUAUAAUUAGAUUGAAAAGGAAUACUGUAAAACUAGUAUUAAAUGUUAUACAGUAACUAAAAAUAAACGGAAAAUCUUGGGUUUGCAACCAACACGUAGCUGUGGCCAGUUAUUUGCUUAUUCAAAGAUGACUCACUCACCUGUUUCAUUUUCACAAAUAUAGACCAGAAAAGCAACUGUUUCCGGUAAUGUCUAUUUCAGAACUUGAAAAAAAUGUAUUACAAUGCAAGUGUUCUGUCGGCAGUGAAACAGUUGAUACAAUAUACAGGAUCAUUACAUACCGCUGGGUUGACUAACAGCUGGUGGUGAUGAUAUCAUAGCAGGGUCGUAUGUAUAUAUGUGUACAUAAGCUUUUCUCUAUUUGCAUUGAUGUCAGUUUCAUGUAUAAUUUUCAUUAUGACUAUGACAAGUGAAUACGUAUUUAAAUUUGAACGUUGAUAGACAACAAAGGAACCCGAUAAACAUAUUAAUCCACUGUGUAUGUUUUGUUCUAUUUUGUUUUCCUUUUGAAUGUGUAUAGUUAUAUUUGUGUGUGUAAUUAUAUAAAUAUGUGAAAGUCUUAGCCGUGUCAAAACGAUAUAUGAAAAAAAUUGUUGCUCAGUGUUUUUUUUAUAUUAACAUUUUCCCCCUUUUCUAUAUUUUAUUUAUUUUUUCUUUAAUGUUUGUAAAUAAGUUAAUAGAAACACCUUCCUUGUUCCCGUGUUGUACCUACUGUGUAAACAUACAUUGGACAUAAGAAUUCACCUUAAAAAUGUCUUGAAACUAACACUUUUAUCGAAAUAUAUGGGUAUUUUCAUUAAUUCAUAUUUUUAUCUCAACUUGGAAAAGAGUUUUCUUGACCAAGCAUACACAUUGAAAUUAAUAGUCAAUAAACCUGCCUAUGUACAGCCACAAGGAAACAGCCCAGUAUUGCUAUUUCGUCUAGAAUGUAGUGCUCUUCAGUAUAGUCUUUAUACCUAGUCAGUCAUUUAACCGUCACUUGUUUGUUCCCUAGACACCGCCACUUCACCUGUAUCACAACUUAGAUUUGCCUUUGAAAUUGUACAUGCUUAAUGUUGAUAUUUGUUUGUGGUUAUAAGCAGCAUAACAAAUUAUAUAUAUAUAUGAUUAUGAAAAACAUAUAAUUUACUUGAAUGAAUGAUAGUGCUGUUUUGAUUGUUAAUAUUUGAUAUUUUUUCUCAUUUGUUUGUUGAUGGGUUUUUUGUACAGUAAUAUGCACAGCUCUGGGUCCAACCUAGAUUUAUUGGUGUCAUUUUUUCUGGCACUUCAUCACUUCUCCAUUGUCUUAUUGUCGUCGUCGUAGUCGUAUUAAAAUGGUGCAAUGAAAAAUUGUUUUGAUAUGUCCAUAUAUAAUAUAGUUUUAUUUUUCAUAGAUAGACUUGAAUAUAGUUGGCCCACAUAUGCAGUAGUAAUGGUUUAUGCACUUGAAGUGUGGAUGUGUACUGACCACAUUCAACAGGAAUUGCAUACAAGGAUACACUUUAAGCUUAGUAGGAAAUCUUGAGGACCCUGUCGAAGAUCAGCUAAACAGGUUUUUUCUCAUCAAUAAAUAAAGUUUAUUAUUAUUAAAUCCUUUUGAGAAAGUCAUAUAUUAUAGGACAAUGUGUAGCAGGAAAUUCUUGUCUCUGAUGAAUAAAAGGAAAACAAAUGCUAGUCAUUGUUAAGGUUUAUUUUGUACUGCGAGAUGUUUUACAUUAGGUAAAAAGAAACAUGGUUUGGGUUUGCCUCUAUACUCUGAUGAUUUAUUAGUCGGAUAUUCCUGUCUCUGAUGGAUAGAAAGGAAAAAAAGUUGUCUUAUCGUUAUUUUAUUGGAAUGUUAGAUGAUGUUUAGCAUUCAGAAAAAAACAAUUUUUGGCUUUGAUGUUUAGCAUUCAGAAAGAAAAAAAUCAGUUUAGGCGUUUAUGCUUUGUGGAUUUAUCAUUUUCUUAUUUUUAUGAAUCAUGUCAAAGAAAUGAGACAACUUUCUCCACAAUUCUAUGCUACUCAAACAUGUUUUGUUGGGAUUUUAUUUUGUAGGAAGAACUGGGAAGAGUAGAUACAAUAUAGGCGUUGUGGUGGUUAGUACAUGUCCACACCUUAUAAUUCUGUUGUCAUGUCAUUGCUGUGCCAUGCGGCUGCCUCAUCACUUCACUGUUAAUGUACAACACUUUUUCCUCACACACCAGUAGUACUGGCCUCACCCAGUCACAUUAAUCAUGUUUUUGUUGGAGAAAUCAAGUUCAAAUGUUUAAUGUAAUAACUUAAUAUGCAUUCUUACAUGUCAUUCUGAUAUUAGGGCUAAAUAUAAGUAAUGUGUAAGUCUGUGUCAUCUUGUCCUUGAUUGUUAAAAUUGUUUCCAUCUUGUAUUCUUUCUCCACAAAGGUAGUUUUGUUGUUGUUGUUGUUGAACCUUCACUACGUAACCAUGGCACCAAGCCUUCCCUUCACCGAUCUCCCUCCUUCCAGACCUCGCACCUCAGAUUAGUAUUAUCCUGAGGGUAUGUUCCCAUGUACAGUACUAUUUUGUGUAUAUAUCACGAUAAUCACAACCCGUGUGGCUGUGAAAGCGAGGCUUGAAGUGCUGUAAUCAUAUUUUUUGUCUUGUUCUGAUUAGUAAAUAUAUUUGAUGGUUAUUUUUGUAAAAAGUUGUAACAAGAAUAAGAAAUGUUUGACAGAAUACUGAUAUAUAUACGUGUACAGGUUAUGUGAUAAAUUUUUCUCCGUUUCUACUUCUGCACAUUUUUUCUUCAACAUUGUAGUGCAGAUUUACAUAUACAUGCAUGUAUAAAAUGUUCAUGUUCUCUGUGUCUUCAUUUAUUGUAUGAAAUUGUCAAUAAUAUGAUUUUUAUGUUACUCCAACUGGGCCAACGAUCACAUAGCUAUCAUAUAGUAUAGUCACAACUGAAAUUCUCCACUUAUCACUCAUUAAUGGUUGGACAAACACAUUUUUGUCUGAUGAUGAUAUCACAUAAAUUAUGAAUUUUGUUUGUGAUGUUAGUCGAAAACCAGAAAAUGAUUGAUGACUGGUCAUCUUUAACAGCUGUAGUUAAUUUGGUUCCAGGUUAUGGCAACAUUAAGCUAAAAGAGAACCAUUCAGGGUAUUUGUUAAUGUUACUGUGUUAAGCCGUAAGCUCCAAAUAAAUGCAAUGUACAUUAUGUGAUUGGCCAGUGCUGUGGCUCUUUGAUCCUUGGCCCAGUUAGAUGUUGUUCUAUUUUGUGAAGUGCCGACGUGGAACAAGUUCAAUAAAAUAUGAGAGAUGUAGUGUAGUGUCCGACAGCUAGGGUGUCAGGUCGUCAGUCAGGGUUCCAACGAGUUGUCUAAGAUUUUGUGCGGUGGAAGAAUAUUUCUGUGGGGUUUGUGAGGAUGCGUGUUAUAUUUUCAGUUUUUUGUCUGAGUUUUGGUGCAUCAGUACAAGUUGUUGAUUGUUGAGUGUAGAAGUAUUGCUACAUGUGGUGUGACUGCUGUGAGAGUGCUUAGGUGUGACUGUGUCUAAAUGCCAGAGAUGUGUACAUAUUAUCUAAAUGUGUGGUGGUGUGGCUACGAGAUAUACUGGUGAUACAGAUUUUAUAGAGGCGUAUGAGACUAGUUAGGUUUAACAUUACGUGUUGUGAAGACGGUCAAGUCUAUAUAUAUAAAAAGUUUAUCUUUUACCUUAUAAAUAUCUUGGCUACAUUCAUGGGGUAAUAUUCGGUUAUUUUGUGAAAAUUCAUGUGAAACCUUUCUUACCUUUGACACAUAUUGUUCUUUUUUUAUUUUAAAAAGUUGUCAGACUUUUGCAGUAUUUUUGUUGUCCCCCCUCCCCUUCCCUUCCCCACAACAAAAGUCUCGUAAAGUAAAUGUAUUUCUUUUUUAGCCCCAAACUGCUGGACCUGUUUCACAAAGCAGCUGUACCUUCGCUAAUGACAUAUCUUUGUGUUUCAACUCGUCUGUUGUCGGACCAAUCGGAGUAGUCUGGUCACAGGCUACUAUUAUAUUGGGUUACGUUGAAAUGCAAUAACGCUAACAUCAUGUCAAGUUAAAUUUGAAAAUAAAAUUUAGUGGAAGUAUAUGUAAUAGGCAGUCUUAUGUUCUAAACAGUGGAGCAUAUAGAAUGAUACCUGAUGUAGAAGUGUCAUAUGGGUAACACUUGUAGGGGAAAUUCUUGUGUGAAGCUGAGAGAGGUUGGGUUUGAAUUGCCUCAUUGAUUGGAUGUUAAUAAUUAGAAUUUGAGGUUUAUCCUGAUAUAGAAGUAUUUAGCAAGAAAGGUUAUACGUUGCAGAAUCAGGUGGGGGAGUUUUAUCUCAUCUUAAAAAAGAUUAAAAACAAAAAAUCAAAAUUUUAUGGUGGAUUGUUUCCAGAAAGUAAGAAAAUUAGAUCAGAUUUAGCAAUUAUUAGCAGUUGCCUGGACUUGAGUUUCGUCGGAGAGAAAAAUAAACAGUAUUCCAAAUCUUUUGAAAAAUCUGUAUUGUUGAACAUGCAAGUAUGUGUAAUUGUGAUGUGUUUGAAAGGCCACCUGUGAGAGGUGGACAGUGUUGGGCGUGAGUCAAUCAUGUGCUGGUGCACUAGUGCUAGCGGCUGAGGAGAGCAGCUGUGGGAUUAUAGAGAUUAUUAUUACACGUUAUUUUGAGUUUCACUGUUGUAAGGAGUAAGAAUUGAUGGCAAAAAAAGUCAGUCUUUAUCCUUUUAGACUUUCCUACUACAGUGCAACCUACCGUAAUAUCAAUGGUUUCCUUAUCAAAGCUAGAGUUGAUUUUGUCAAACUUGUCACUCAGUGCUUUAUAAGAAGUCUAAAAAUAAAUUGUGAAAAAAAUGAAA
This is a messenger RNA of Mizuhopecten yessoensis (Yesso scallop), 10933 nucleotides long. RefSeq names its product ataxin-2 homolog. The transcript has 25 exons. Lineage: Eukaryota; Metazoa; Mollusca; Bivalvia; Pectinida; Pectinidae. Bases 259 to 4848 code for a protein of 1529 amino acids. Gene Ontology annotation, biological process: negative regulation of translation. The record is from RefSeq and is a predicted model, not a curated record. Gene Ontology annotation, molecular function: mRNA binding. Gene Ontology annotation, cellular component: cytoplasm; nucleus.